AAAGGAAGGAACCUUACAUUCUCACCUUCCCUGCUUCAAUUGGACGAGAACAGCUUGCUUCCUGUCGCGAACUCUCUUUCCCCGACGUUUACCCCAUUGAGACAUCCACUUGUAGCCGCAUUGGCUUCAGCAUCGACGUCUAACGCUUCUACCAUCCGCUUUACACAUCUCACCUUGCCUCAGCUUGUGUCUUGCUCAAAGCAAGGAGCACCUUGGAGUCAGCCCUGUUUUCAGCAUUGAAAACCAUUGCUCCAAGCUCCAGUUUACGUCGUCGGUCGCCGGCCGAGUCUCCCAGACAUUCCAAUCUUAGCGGCAUUGAAUCAGUCCCACGUUAAAACAUGUCGCGACCGAAACAGCACAUCGUCUUUCUGACGGGGCCUACGGGCACUGGCAAGACGACGAUAGCAAAGUAUCUGACAGAUUCGCUACGCAUGACCUUUAUCGAAGGCGACGACUACCACCCAAAGGAGAACGUAGAAAAGAUGCACAGAGGUGAAGCUCUCACCGACGACGAUCGCUGGGGCUGGCUCGACGCUCUGCGUGACGAGGCCCUCAAGGAACUGGAGCGGGACCACCAGGGUGUCAUCGUCACCUGUUCCGCUCUCAAGCGCACCUAUCGUGACGUCCUACGCGGUGCAUCGCACCCGGAGAAGGACAUAUUUGUCCAUUUCGUCACACUGCACGCGCCCGAAGAGGUGCUCUUCGAGCGUGUCAAGAACAGGCACGGCCAUUUUGCUGGAUCCAACCUGGUGCACAGCCAAUUCCAGAGCUUGGACCCGCCGCAGGCGGACGAGCCGGACAUCGUUGGCGUUGAUGUGCAGCCGCCUGUGGACGAGGUGAAGAGGGAUGCGCUAGAGAAGUUGAAGGGUCUGCUGAGUAGAUGAGGAUGGUUGUCACUACAUGGCGAGCACAACGCAGGAAAUCGAGCAGUCACUGUGAAGUACUGAUUUGUAUAUAUAUAGUACUUGGAAAGUCGACCGCCUCAGAAGCUGGCUGAUCUCGUCUAGAUAACAUAGCUCAGGAAUGAAUGUCCAAAAGACUCGCGAAUAGCCUGGAUCCACAUUACUCCGUUUCCAUGCAGCAAAUCCUCCGACUUAGCCCAACAAACAUGCGGCUAAUAAUCCGAAGCAGAAGCGCUCCCAUCGGUUGCAAGUUCGAUCAAGAGAGAGGCCGUUAUAACCCCAACAUGACCUUCAAGCGGGUCAGAUGGGAGUGUUCAAGAGCCCGGUAUAAGUCUGCUGGAAUUGCUCUUGAACCUCCUGUAGCUCCCCAGUCUCUCCAGGUUGACGCUCAGAAACGGGUGGCAAGCGAUAGGACUGCAUCGCAGGCCGAAUCGCAAGGUUAUCUAAGUUCAAACGAGGCUGAAGCACAGGCCGAGGAGCCGGCAACCCUCCAUAGUCCUGCUCCCCCGCCGGAACGAGAGGACCGUGAUACGCCAGCCCCGGCCGCAAAGAUGCCUUCCCGCCGUGGCGGUGCUGGUCCUGGACGAGGUUGGGGAUAGCGUCGUCGGCACUACGUUUGGGCAAUGGUAUUAAGGGGCAUCGAGCCUCUUGCUCGCGAAUGUAUUCCCGAGCUUGCGCAUACCGCAGGUUGACGUCGUGCGCGAACGGGGUGUGCUCGUCGAUCCGGCGGCGUGCCCAGGGAGGGCCAAAGUUGUAGUCGACUAGGUGGAGGAGAUCACGGGCUCGCAACGGAGCUCGCUCUGGCGAGUGGGGGGAUUCCCAUUCCAAGACAGGGGCUGGGCCGGGACGGAGGCGGGGGAGAUGGAUUCCGUCGCUGGCGAGGGCGUUCUCGUGUCUGUGGUGCGAGGCUGAUGUCGCUUCUGGAAAGAAGAAGGUCCUGGGACCUGUUGCCUCGUUGAUAUGGACUGGCGGUGGGGAUCGAGCUACGAGGACGACAUCUUCCUCCUCGGGUGUGUCUUCCUCAUAUUGGCCAUCCUCGUGAUGGCCUGGUUGCUGGUAUUCCCAGCCGCCGGCGACAUAUGGUCGUGGCUGUGGAUAUGUGAUUUCGCCCUCGGCGGCGGGACGUGUAGUGCGGUUCUCCAUUGUCUUGGAAGAAACAGGUGAUUCUUGUGGUAUUCGCCGAUAAAUAAGAAAGAUCAAGGCAAGGGAACGAGAUGAGGAAGGAGGAAUAAUCGCUGUGAUAUCUAACUUGCUAUCGAUCCAACUGGGUUGACGAUAUGUUCAAGUAGCAAAUCUUUCCACUAUCGCCAAAGGUGAAAAUAAAUCCAGAGCAACUGCUUAACCAAGGUACAUAAACACUUUGAAUCUUUUUCACAAAAAAAAAGAGUGGG
This is a messenger RNA of Colletotrichum scovillei, 2293 nucleotides long. Its product is annotated as thermoresistant glucokinase family carbohydrate kinase. The transcript has 2 exons. Gene Ontology annotation, cellular component: cytoplasm. Bases 339 to 884 code for a protein of 181 amino acids. The record is from RefSeq and is a predicted model, not a curated record. Lineage: Eukaryota; Fungi; Ascomycota; Sordariomycetes; Glomerellales; Glomerellaceae. Gene Ontology annotation, molecular function: gluconokinase activity.